CAAUGGCAGAGUACCUGUCUGUGGCGUGUAUGUUUGCAAAGGCGUUAAAUCUAGUCCUAUUUUACCAAAUCAGCGUUCCAUAUGCAUUUGUAUAUUGUAUAUUUUGUCUUUUACAUUUUGUAUUUCUACCAAUGCCAGUUUAUAAAGGUCCAGAAUUUGUGACAUACUUCCGAGGGCCUCAUUUAAAGAAUGAGAUAGCUCGAGACAAACGUGUUACUUGGAUUAUAUGUUUCUAUGCCGCCUGGUCUCCACCAUGUGUAAAUUUAGCUCCAAUAUUUGCUGAGCUUUCUUCAGAAUAUAAUUUAGAUAAUUUACAGUUUGGAAAGCUAGAUGUAAGCAAGUUUGCUGAAGAGGCUGCAGAGUACAGAGUGAACACAUCAUCAUUUUCCAAGCAAUUGCCCACUCUAAUACUGUUCCAAGAUGGGAAGGAAAAGAUGAGAAGGCCAGCUAUGAGUGGCAAAGGAACUGUUGUCAAAUAUGUAUUUACCAAGCAAAAUAUCAUCAAUGACUUUGAACUUAAUGAAGUGUAUAGUCAAUGUAAGAAAGUCUUACCAAAGGCAAAGAAAGACAAAGAUGUACAACAAGAAAAGAAAGAAAAUUGAUGUGACAAAAUAAACUAAAUGUUUGUCCGGUUUGUUGGUGAAAAUCUCAUAUGCCAUAAUCAUCAACUUAGUGCAGUAACGGGUUAGUGCCUUCUAAAUUAAAUAGGAGUUAACCAGUUUUUGCAC
Ruditapes philippinarum (Manila clam) is the source of this 728-nucleotide messenger RNA. Its product is annotated as thioredoxin-related transmembrane protein 2 homolog. Bases 3 to 602 code for a protein of 199 amino acids. NCBI's taxonomy places the organism in Eukaryota, Metazoa, Mollusca, Bivalvia, Venerida, Veneridae. Gene Ontology annotation, cellular component: cytoplasm. The transcript has 6 exons. The record is from RefSeq and is a predicted model, not a curated record. Gene Ontology annotation, molecular function: oxidoreductase activity, acting on a sulfur group of donors, disulfide as acceptor.